Prorocentrum cordatum is the source of this 2583-nucleotide messenger RNA. The record is from the annotation of a GenBank genome assembly. Lineage: Eukaryota; Dinophyceae; Prorocentrales; Prorocentraceae.
AUGGCGCAGCGCGUGCUGACCAUCCAGCGCCACGUGUUGGCGGGGGAUGCCUCUGUGACCGGGGGCGUCUGUGUGCGGGGCGUGAGUGCCGCCGAGGACGCCGACUUCGCGGCGCGGUGCAAGGAGAUGUCCGCGUGGAUGGCCCAGGAGCGCUUCAAGCACACCACCCGGCCGUACAAGGUCGAGGACGUCGUCAAGUUGCAGGGCACCGUGCCGCUGCACUUCACGGGCGCGAAGGUCUCGGAGAAGCUCUACAGGAUGAUGCGCGAGCACCAGGCCAAGGGCACGUGCUCCCACACCUUCGGCGCGCUGGACCCGGUGCAGGUGGUGCAGAUGGCGAAGUACCUGACCACCGUCUACGUCAGCGGUUGGCAGUCGAGCUCCACCGCGUCCACGUCAAACGAGCCAGGCCCUGACGUGGCCGACUACCCGUACGACACGGUGCCGAACAAGGUAGACCAGCUCUUCAGGGCCCAGCUGUUCCACGACCGCAAGCAGUACGAGGAUCGGCGGCGCAUGAGCCCCGAGGACCGUGCCAAGACGAAGCCAGUAGACUACAUGAACCCCAUCAUCGCCGACGCCGACACCGGCCACGGCGGCCUCACCGCCACCAUGAAGCUCGCCAAGAUGUUUGUGGAGUUCGGCGCCGCGGGCAUCCACAUCGAGGACCAGAAGCCCGGCACCAAGAAGUGUGGCCACAUGGGCGGCAAGGUCCUCGUGUCCACCUGGGAGCACAUCCAGCGCCUGAUCGCUUGCCGCCUGCAGGCCGACGUGCUGAACUCGCCCCUUGUUUUGGUCGCCCGCACGGACGCGGAGGCGGCCACGAUGAUCGACUCCAACAUCGACCCGAUCGACCAUCCCCACAUCAAGGGCGCUACGGUGCCGGGCGUGGAGAGCCUGUACGACGCCAUUAGGAAGGGCACCGACAAGGACUGGGAGGAGCGCGCUGGCGCGAUGACCUACCCGGAUGCGGUGGCCAAGGCGCUGAAAGCCAAGGGCACCGACCCGAGCAAGUGGCUGAAGGACUCCCUGAAGAUGUCCCUGACAGAGAUGAAGGCGGCCGCGGCCAGCAUGGGCGUCGGCGACAUCUUCUUCGACUGGGACUGCGCUCGGUCGGUGGAGGGCUACUUCAGGAUCAAGGGGUCAACCGACUUCUGCAUCCAGCGCGCCAUCGCGUUCGCCCCGUAUGCUGACUGCAUCUGGAUGGAGACCGGCAAGCCCAUCCUCAGCCAGGCGGCGAAGUUCGCCCAGGAGGUCAAGGCCGCUGUGCCUCACCAGAUGCUCGCCUACAACCUCAGCCCGUCCUUCAACUGGGACACGGCAGGCAUGACCGAUGCGCAGAUGGAGUCCUUCAUUUGGGACCUGGCGAAGCUUGGCUUCUGCUGGCAGUUCAUCACCCUGGCAGGGUUCCACUGCGACGCCCUCAGCAUCGACCUCUUCGCGCGCAGCUACGCGACGAAGGGCGCCGCGGCCUACGUGCAGAUGAUCCAGCGUAAGGAGCGCGAGGAGAAGGUGGAGACACUGACGCACCAGAAGUGGAGCGGCUCCGAGAUCGUGGACGAGAUGGGCAACAUCAUCUCGGGUGGUACGUCGUCCACAGGCAUCAUGAGCGCGGGCGUCACCGAGAUGACGACCCGCCGCGUCAUCAUCCUGGUGCUGGUCAUGCUCUUCAUCAUGCCACAGUUUGCUCCCAGCGAGCAAGGGCUGGUGGAGUUCCACUCCUCCGCCAACUUCGGUGCGGAGCUGGUUUACGAGAGAUGGCGGCAGUGGUGCUUUGACGGCUGGGACGGGACCACCGACACCCUGCCGUGGUGCCUCUCGUCCGCGGCGUCCGACGACCUGGCGGCGGCGAGGCAGCUCAGGAGAUACCAGUUCGAGAACUCUCUGCUGGAUUAUGUGUACCGGCUUCACGUCGGAGACGACUUCACUUGGAGGCUCUACUGGCUGGGCCUCAACUCGACCUCGCUGGUGCAGACCAACGAAGCCAGCUCGCUCGAAGCCAGAACCGACGCGGCGAAGGAGUUCCUGGGGUCGGUGGGUCCGCUGAACCAGGUGAAGUACGUCGGCAGCUCCAGGGCGCUACCCGCUAGUGGGCUGGACGCCUGGGACACGCAGUUCACCAACCCCGACUGGCAGCAGCCCCUGUACAAGGUCCCCGCCGAGGUCAAGACUAAGCUCACGCGAGAGUGGACGGAGAAGUGCCCCCGCGACCCGAGCGACCCAGACUUCGCGUUCCGCUUCGUCGGCGUGCAGGUGCAGGACGGCGUGGACGAGGGGAGCGGGUGCUCGGUGAGCGAGCACCUGAGGUGUUCGGAGACGUCCUGGAUCGUGGUUCGCAGCAGGACCGAUACGGAGGACCACCACCUCAGCGUGGCGUUCGCCUACGACACCAGGGGCUCCACGAGGUUGGAGGCGGAGCUGAGCAUCGGCCAGACGUGGUUCAUCUGCCUCUGUGUGGCCAUAGGGGCCAUGUCCUUCAACAAGGACGCCAACGAGCUGCUCCUGAAGCCCAUCGAGCGCAUGAUCACCAAGAUGGAGAGCAUCAAGGACAAUCCGCUGGAGGCCGUGCGGACCUGCGGGUAA